AUGCCCAACUAUGUGAAGUUUUUGAAGGAUAUUCUAACUAAGAAGAGGAGGCUUGGUGAAUUUGAAAUGAUGGUGUUGACUGAAGGUUGUAGUGCUAUAUUGAAGAAUAAAAUUCCUCCUAAAUUGAAAGAUCCGGGCAUCUUCACAAUUCCUUGUUCUAUUGGUGGUAGAGACGUUGGGAGAGCACUUUGUGACUUGGGGGCUAGUAUCAAUUUAUUGCCCAUGUCAAUUUUAAAGAAGUUGGGGAUUGGAGAAGCAAGAUCAACCACAGUCACUUUGCAAUUAGCGGAUUGCUCUAUGGCACACCCGGAAGGAAAAAUUGAAGAUUUACUUGUGCAAGUUGAUAAAUUCAUUUUUCCGGCUGAUUUCAUCAUCCUUGAUUAUGAAGCGGAUAGAGAUGCUCCUAUUAUCAUGGGCAGGCCAUUUCUAGCUACCGGGAGGACCUUGAUUGAUGUACAAAAAUGGGAGCUUACUAUGAGGGUGAAUGACCAACAAGUGAAUUUCAAUGUGUUCAAUGCUAUGAAGUUUCCAGAUGAGAUUGAGGAAUGCUCUAGGCUGAGUGUAAUUGAGUUUAUCGUCGAUGAAAAAUUCCACAAGGAAGCUUUUAAAGAUGGAGUGGGGGUGAGGUCACUUGAAGAGCUUGAAGACUUAAGUGAAGAGGAAGAAAGCCAAGUUAUAUGGGUGGAGUCAAAGCAGCCCUUUGCUAAAUUUAGGAGGCCAUUUGAGUCAUUGAACUUGUCAGAAAGGAAUUUUAAGCCUCCUAAGCCCUCUAUUCAAGAGCCACCAAAAUUAGACUUGAAGCCAUUGCCUAGUCACUUGAAAUAUGCUUAUUUGAGAGACAAUGAGACUUUGCCUGUGAUUAUUUCAGCCAUGUUAGGAGCUGAAAAAAAGCAAUUGCUGCUGGCUGUUUUGAAGAAAUAUACAAAGGCCAUUGGUUGGACCAUGGCAAAUAUCAAGGGUAUAAGUCCCUCAUUUUGUAUGCAUAAAAUUCUGUUGGAGGAUUGCUAUAAUAAUUCUGUUGAGCAGCAGUGA
Messenger RNA from Humulus lupulus (European hop), 1032 nucleotides. RefSeq lists its product as uncharacterized. NCBI's taxonomy places the organism in Eukaryota, Viridiplantae, Streptophyta, Magnoliopsida, Rosales, Cannabaceae. The record is from RefSeq and is a predicted model, not a curated record. The transcript has a single exon. Bases 1 to 1032 code for a protein of 343 amino acids.